Messenger RNA from Trichomonas vaginalis G3, 288 nucleotides. RefSeq lists its product as uncharacterized. The record is from RefSeq and is a predicted model, not a curated record. The transcript has a single exon. Bases 1 to 288 code for a protein of 95 amino acids. NCBI's taxonomy places the organism in Eukaryota, Parabasalia, Trichomonadida, Trichomonadidae.
AUGGACAACAUCGAGCCAUUAGAUGAGGCAAUUUACCUUAUAGAGAUAAAUGAAGUUGUUAAGCAGUACUUGGGCAAGGACAAAGCCAACAAGUCCCUCGGCUUCUGGUUGUCUGGAAGAGGUGCGCUGAAAAUCGAAAUUGAAACCGGAAUUCCAAUUCAAAUACCAGAAAACACUCCUGUAGACGACAUAAAGGAGAUGAAGAAAGAAGCUCUUCUCAAGUUCUUUGCAAAGCGCCCAUGGAUACAACUUCCAAACAGAGAGAGUCCAAUUCCACAAAUUAUAUAA